This is a messenger RNA of Fusarium tjaetaba, 1758 nucleotides long. RefSeq lists its product as uncharacterized. Lineage: Eukaryota; Fungi; Ascomycota; Sordariomycetes; Hypocreales; Nectriaceae. The transcript has 3 exons. Bases 1 to 1758 code for a protein of 585 amino acids. The record is from RefSeq and is a predicted model, not a curated record.
AUGGCAAGAAAAAAUAAUCGAAAAUCUAGGCGGCGUGCCAGGCCCAAGCCGACAGAGCGUUUCUCAUGGAGCAAAACUGAACGACUUCAACUUCUAGCAUACUUGAGCUGGUGCGCGCAAUACUGUAUAAAGUUCGAGGUGACGGCUCCUGGUUACCUUGAGAGGGUGACGGGACGGCAGUUUUCAAAGGAGCGCAUCCGAGGGAAGCUGUACGAGGAGUGGAAAAGGUGGGGAACAUGCGAUAAAUUCCAUGAGCUAUUUGAGGUAGGCACAGCAGGUCUCACACCUCUGGUGGGCGAGGAGCUGGAGGUUUUCCAUGAAAUGUUCACGAGCAUAAGCCCUGCCCAAGGUGCACGCUGUACACGAAGCAGAUCCUUGGGUCUUGCUGCAACAUCAGGUACUCUCUCAGUUCCUCGUUCACUGUAUUCAAUCAGCAGUUCCAGGGAGCCCAAUGAAGUGUCUACUCCGCUGGCUGGCAACUCAAACGUGGUACCCGAACGUCCAAGACAAAAGAGGAGGACAAAAUCCUCUUUAGGGUCGGCAAGGCUGGGUUCCAACGAUGAUCCUAGUGAAGAUGAGCUCGCAAGGGAUGAUGACCCAGGGAGAGUUAAAAGUGAAGAUGAAUCUGAACUAAGCAGACUUGCCUCGUCGGAACUAUCAUCUAUGGAACUGCAGCUUGGCCCUGUUAUUCCUGACUCCCAGGAGGACGCCAUGACUGUCAUCUCGGAAGCAGGAUCCAACCCCCCCAUGGAAGUCAGGUUAAGGCUGUCAGAGGCAGAGCUCCUCAAACAGAAGAGCUAUUCUGUGACUUUGGAAAACCGGAUAUCUGAACUCGAAAGAAGAAACUACGACUUGGAACAUUGCAUUGACAAUGCUAGCUCGUCCCCAGGUAAUUUCAGUGGGGUUGAAGUUCGGCUUCGACAGGAACUAGCGAAAUCGAAAGGUAGGCUUGAGCGAGAGGGACUUCUUAUGGGGAGCUACAAGGACCUGGAAGCAGAUAGGCUUGGGUUCCUCAACACCUCUCUCCGGGCAGAGUAUGAGAACCUCUACUCAAACAUCCGCAAUACUUCCUCGACGAUUUGCGAUCUGAGUUUGGACGACGCCCUCCCAGAACAACGCACGAAUUUCCCUCCCCUGGCGGAUAAUUGGGCCAAGCGCAUUAGCGGGUACUGUCUGGGAUGUCUUCUCGACCGAUGUGAGGCAGCACAGAUACCGAAGAGGUUCAUCUUGGCAGCUACGGUGGCGGCCGGUAUAUUCGAGCUAGUUCUCGAAGAUGUGUUUCCAGCCUUCCUGGCUGCUGACUCGCCACUCUUGGAUGAAUAUAGAUGGCAUAUUGAAACCGAAAGCUAUUUCCUGCCUCCGGAAAGUCGUGAUAUAACCCAGCGUUUGUCUCACAGCGACCCAGAAAAGGAGACUAUCGAGGACAUGAACACUACUUUGACGCAUGUGUUAAAAUUCAAGAUCGAGCUUUUGCUGUCGGUAAAGCGGCUUAAGUAUCACUUCUUCCGGCCGGGCACACUAUUCGACGCGGAGAAGAUGAAGGUCGGCCAAUCUCAAGCUGGAAACAUUGCACUUUUGGGUAAAGAGGUUAAGAUCUGCCUACUGCCCGCUCUUUUCACUUUCCCAGAAGCAAGCAAUGGGAAUGGAAUUGGAGGGGAGUCGGAUCUUAGGGCAAGCUAUAGUAAGGCUUUGACAGAAACAUCAGCCAAGGAUACGGAAUCUCUGGUUCUUGUGGAAAAGGCAAUUGUAUUCCUUUAG